UUUCACAACAUUUCUUGCGAAACAAAAAAAACAAAAACAUUUUCCUUUCGCAUUUUCUCUCUCUUCUUCAUAGUUCCACUCACUCUCUUCAAUUUAUUCAUCCCUAAUUUCUCAUCAAUUUCAUCAAAUUUGAUGAAUUUGAUCUCUCCCUCAUCGUAUGAAACCCUAAAUUUCCAUCAAUUACUUCAUCUUCUUCGAUUAUUCUGAUGAUCGAAGAAGAAAUAAGUUGAAUUUUGUUUAAUUGAGCAUCUCAAUCGCCCCAAAACUCGAAAGAAAACCCUAACCCUAACCCUAACCCUAGCAGCAUCAAUUUUAAGCGAUGUCGACGAAUUCAUACCAAAUCAAUUUGGAGAACUUCUCGAAGAGAUUGAAGGCUCUCUACUCAAACUGGAAAAGUAAUCCAGAUUUAUGGGGAGAAGCUAAGGCGUUAGCAAUUGCAACGCCGCCAGCGUCGGAAGAUUUACGAUACUUGAAAUCUUCGGCGCUUAACAUUUGGCUUUUAGGUUAUGAGUUUCCUGAUACGAUUAUGGUGUUCACUAGGAAGCAGAUUCAUUUCCUUUGUAGCCAGAAGAAGGCGUUGUUGCUUGAAGUCGUGAAGAAGGCGGCGAAGGAUGCCGAACAAGUUGAAGUGUUGACGUAUAUAAAGAGGAAAGGCGAAGACGGUUCGUCGCAUAUGGAUACCAUUUUGAAGAGUCUGCGCGCGUUAGAGGAGAAGCCCGUGGUUGGGUACUUGUCGAAGGAAGCUCCAGAAGGAGGGUUAUUGGAAAUGUGGGUUGAUAAGCUGAAGAAUUCGGGUAUGGAGCUGAGUGAUGUUACAAACGGGUUGUCGGAUUUGUUUGCUGUUAAGGAUGCUGGAGAAUUGGUGAAUGUGAAGAAGGCGGCGUUCUUAACGGCUUCUGUGAUGAAGAGUCAUGUUGUUCCGAAUUUGGAGAAGGUUAUCGAUGAGGAGAAGAAGCUGGCGCAUUCGGCUAUGAUGGAUGAAGCUGAGAAGGUGAUUUUGGAUCCUAGCAAAAUUAAGGUCAAGUUGAAGGCGGAAAAUGUGGAUAUUUGUUACCCUCCGAUCAUUCAGAGUGGUGGGAAGUUUGAUUUGAGGCCGAGUGCCUCGAGUAAUGAUGAGAAUUUGUAUUAUGAGCCUGCUAGUGUGAUUAUUUGUGCUGUUGGGUCUAGGUAUAAUAGCUAUUGCUCGAAUAUAGCGAGGACAAUCUUGAUUGAUGCUAAUUCGGAUCAGAGUAAGGCAUAUGAGAUUUUGCUUAAGGCGCAAGAAGCAGCCAUUGGUGCAUUGAAGUCUGGGAAUAAAGCUAAUGAUGUUUAUCUUGCUGCUCUUGCUGUAGUCGAGAAAGAGGACCCGGGAUUGGUGGCGAAUUUGACUAAAUCAGCGGGUACUGGUAUUGGCCUUGAAUUCAGGGAGUCGGGGCUGAACUUGAACGCUAAAAAUGAGAAGGAGUUGAAGCCAGGGAUGGUAUUUAAUGUUGUCUUAGGAUUUCAGAACAUGAAGACUCAGGCAAGUAACCCAAAAAGCCAGAACUUUGCCUUGCUUCUAGCUGAUACCGUCAUUGUUGGGGAGAAGGGCCCAGAAAUUACGACUGCAUUGAGCUCUAAGGCAUUGAAAGAUGUUGCUUACUCAUUCAAUGAGGAAGAGGAAGAGGUUGAGCCACCAAAGGCAAAGCGCAAGGUCAAUGAGGCUGAAGCUGUUCCUACAAAAACUACUCUAAGGUCGGAUCAUGGGGAGAUUAACAGAGAAGAGCUUAGGAGGCAGCAUCAAGCUGAACUUGCUCGUCAAAAGAAUGAAGAAACUGCUCGGCGACUUGCUGGUGGUGGUGCAGGGGCAGGAGAUAAUCGCUCUUCGUCAAGAUCUUCAACAGAGCUGGUAGCUUACAAGAAUGUAAAUGAUCUUCCACAUGCAAGGGGUGAAAUGAUGAUUCAGGUUGACCAGAAGAAUGAGGCUAUUUUACUGCCCAUCUAUGGAAGCAUGGUCCCUUUCCACAUUGCCACUGUGAAGACCAUCACCAGUCAGUCAGACACCAAUCGCAAUUGUUAUGUCAGGAUAAUUUUCAAUGUUCCAGGCACACCUUUUAGUCCACAUGAUGCUAAUUCUUUGAAGAAUCAGGGGGCAAUAUUUGUGAAGGAAGUUUCCUUCCGCUCAAAAGAUCCCAGGCAUGUGAAUGAGGUGGUUGCGCAGAUAAAGACACUCAGGCGGCAGGUUGCUGCUAGGGAGUCUGAAAGGGCUGAGAGGGCAACCUUGGUUACUCAGGAAAAACUUAUAAUUGCUCAAAACAGAUCCAAGCCAAUGAGACUGUCUGAUCUAUGGGUACGUCCUGCUUUUAGUGGGCGGGGAAGAAAGCUGCCUGGUACUCUAGAAGCACAUGUGAAUGGAUUUCGGUUUUCUACCUCCAGGUCAGAUGAGCGUGUUGAUAUCAUGUUUGCUAAUAUCAAGCAUGCUUUCUUCCAGCCUGCAGAAAAUGAGAUGAUUACUCUUCUUCAUUUCCACCUUCACAAUCAUAUAAUGGUGGGUAACAAAAAGACCAAGGAUGUGCAGUUUUAUGUUGAAGUGAUGGAAGUGGUCCAGACCCUGGGUGGUGGGAGACGAUCUGCCUAUGAUCCUGAUGAGAUUGAAGAAGAGCAGCGAGAAAGAGACAGGAAGAACAAAAUCAACAUGGAUUUUCAAAAUUUUGUCACCAGGGUAAAUGAACUUUGGGGAAUGCCUCAGUUUAAAGAUCUUGACCUGGAGUUUGAUAUGCCUUUGAGGGAGCUUGGAUUCCAUGGUGUACCGUACAAGGCUUCUGCUUUCAUUGUCCCCACUUCCAGCUGUCUUGUUGAGCUGAUUGAAACACCCUUCCUUGUGAUCACCCUGAGUGAGAUUGAGAUUGUGAAUCUGGAGAGAGUAGGCUUUGGGCAGAAGAAUUUCGACAUGACAAUCAUAUUCAAGGAUUUUAAGAAAGAUGUGUUCCGAAUUGAUUCUAUCCCCACCAGUUCUUUGGAAAGUAUCAAAGAAUGGCUAGAUACCACUGAUAUUAAAUAUUAUGAGAGCAGAUUGAAUCUGCAUUGGCGUGCCAUUCUGAAGACUAUCACUGAUGACCCAAAGAAAUUUAUAGAAGAUGGAGGGUGGGAAUUCUUGAACAUGGAUGCAAGUGAUUCUGAAACCGACGAGUCAGAGUCAGAUAAAGGCUAUGAGCCAUCUGAUGUGGAGGCUGAGUCAGAGUCAGAAGAUGAAGCCUCUGACAGUGAAUCUUUGGUGGAGUCUGAUGAGGAUGAAGAGGAAGAGGAUGAAGAAGAAGAGGAGGAAGAGGAAGGCUUGACUUGGGAAGAGCUAGAGAGAGAAGCUAGCAAUGCAGACCGUGAGAGAGGAGAUGAAUCUGACAGCGAGGAAGAGAGACGUAAAAGGAAGAUGAAGGCAACUUUUGGGAAAUCCCGUCCUGGCCCUAGCAGCAGCAGCAGCUUGCCUAAGCGUCCCAAGGGUAGGAGGUAGAUGGGUUUGGCACUGAUCCAUUAGCUUGGUAAGUUCAGUUUUGUGGUCAGCUGAUAUGGGUUCUAGAUAGGUUCUUUUGGUUUGUGUUUUUCUAGAUAUGGGGUACUUUUUCAUUGCUUUUGUUCUUGUUAUGUUUUUUGCACUGGGCAUUGUAUAACGUUCAUCCUAGAAAUGAAAGAAUUUUCACAUGUAAAAUGGUGAUUUUAUUUGUUGGACUCAAGUACCUCUCUUAUCUAGCAUAAUUCUCUCAAUUUGUUGGUA
Chenopodium quinoa (quinoa) is the source of this 3727-nucleotide messenger RNA. Its product is annotated as FACT complex subunit SPT16-like. Gene Ontology annotation, molecular function: nucleosome binding. NCBI's taxonomy places the organism in Eukaryota, Viridiplantae, Streptophyta, Magnoliopsida, Caryophyllales, Amaranthaceae. Gene Ontology annotation, cellular component: FACT complex. Gene Ontology annotation, biological process: positive regulation of transcription elongation by RNA polymerase II; transcription elongation by RNA polymerase II. The record is from RefSeq and is a predicted model, not a curated record. The transcript has 2 exons. The coding region runs from base 320 to 3466 and encodes 1048 amino acids.